Ipomoea triloba (trilobed morning glory) is the source of this 1562-nucleotide messenger RNA. RefSeq names its product cAMP-regulated phosphoprotein 21-like. Lineage: Eukaryota; Viridiplantae; Streptophyta; Magnoliopsida; Solanales; Convolvulaceae. Gene Ontology annotation, molecular function: nucleic acid binding. Bases 225 to 1352 code for a protein of 375 amino acids. The record is from RefSeq and is a predicted model, not a curated record. The transcript has 4 exons.
UUCCAUUCAUAUUCUCUCCUCCCUUCUCAUGUGCUCUCUAGAGAGAGAGAGGGAGAGCGCUAAGCUAUAAAGUUUCUUCUUCUUCUCCAUCCUUCCCCCGUUCUCUGGGCGGAGGCAUAGAGGGAAGAAGGCUCUUUACACAGAUAUAUGUUUAUAUAUAUAUCGACAAAACAUUAGUGUAUAUACGCAUACAUAUAAACGCAUAAAGGGACUCUCUCUCGGACAUGGACGCCACGGGGAUGAAUUCUCGGUCUCCUGCUGUUGUAUCGGAAAACGAUGUCGUUUUGAAACCGACGGAGAAGGAUGCGGCCAUGGAAGCUGCGGAUGUUGCUGCUCCUGCUUACAUGUCAAUGGUGGAUCCUUUCCUCAUCGAGGCUCUCCAAAAUCCUCGCCAUCGUGUUACCGUUCUACGAAUGGAACUUGAUAUUCAGAAGUUCUUUCUGAAUCCCAAUAUGCAGCAGUUUGAGUUCCCACACUUCCCUACAUCCUACCUUCGACUGGCAGCACACCGAGUUGCUCAACACUAUGGGUUGGUGACUAUGAUCCAGGAUAAUUCUGUUGAUGGUCAGGGAGCUCGUAUUUUGGUGAGGAAAAAGGCUGAAAGCAAAUACCCUGCAAUUUGUUUAUCAGAUGUCCCGCCUAAACAGUCAGAAAAUGACAAAUUUGAUCAGAAAAAAAUUUUCAUACGUCCAAGACCUAGAGCUUCCACUGGAGAGAGUGGUGAUUCUGCACUUAAACAUAGUCCUCUGAGAACUGUGGAAGAGAGAAAGGAAGAAUAUGAUAGGGCGCGUGCACGUAUAUUUAGCAGUCCUAAUAAUUCUGUCUCUGAAGAGUCAUUAGUUCGGGCUGCUUCAGAUGGAAAGGACACCGUAGUUGAGAAUGAAUGCUUGAAGAGCUCCAUUGUGGAUUUGGAUAAAAAGGUUAGCAUCAGGGGGGAAAAUGGAAGUUCUUCCAGGGUUGCAAUUUUAAGGGACAGGGAGAAGGAUCUUGUUGACCCUGAUUAUGACCGAAGUUAUGAAAGAUAUGCCAAUAAGAAUGUACCAAUCAAUCAAAGCUUCAACAUGACACCUUUUAAUAUUCAAAACUUCCAGCCAUAUGUGCAAUAUGAUUCUUCUUUUCCUCAGCUGUGUCAGAUGCCCAGGACUCAAGCUUCCCUGAACUACAGGAACCCAGUUCCGAGCCCCUAUUAUGCAACAGGGUUGCAUCCUACUUCUAGUGAUGCUGUUUACAUGCAGUGGCCUACCCAGUCCAUGAUGUAUGCACAUUCAUAUGAGGAACUUCGACAUGGUGUUUUCCAGGUCCCAUUCUCCCAGCAACCUCUCAGUUUUGAUUACUCGCAAAACCAUUGCUGAAGGGUAGAAUUUGAUGGAAAAUAUCUAGUGAAAGCAGGUUUUCCCUCCUUUAUAGUGUUAUCCUAAUUUAGGCUAAUUGCUUAAGACCUAUGAACUUGGUGUUAUAGUAUAUUUUGUUUUCAUUUUUGAAAUUAUCAUAAGGAGGUGAUCACUGUAGCACAGAGUACUGGCUAUUAUUAUUUGUAGUGGAACUUUCCGCAUGCCUCUACA